Molecule: messenger RNA, 888 nt
Organism: Thermothielavioides terrestris NRRL 8126
Lineage: Eukaryota; Fungi; Ascomycota; Sordariomycetes; Sordariales; Chaetomiaceae
Exons: 3
Coding region: 1-888 (295 amino acids)
Biological process (GO): proteolysis
Molecular function (GO): serine-type endopeptidase activity
Source: RefSeq, a predicted model, not a curated record
AUGCAUUUCACCAAGUCCUUCCUCACCGCCGUCGCCCCCCUCCUCCUUUUGGGGGGUUCAGCCUUGGCAGAGCAGCAGCAUAAGGGCGGCGUAGCAGCCACCACCCUCGCGACAUCCGUCGUACCCGCGCGCGACCUCACCGCCACGGGCGCCGCGCACGCGGCCGCCAAUACCGGCAGCGGCGCCGCCGUGGAUGCCACCUCCGUCGAUGUCGCCGCCGCCGACGACGCGGACGAGGAGGGGCUGCAGGAGCGCUCGUACUUGCGGGUCAAGAGGCAGGGGAAGGGAAAGGGCAAGGGGAAAGGAAAGGGUAAGGGCAAGGGGAAGGGCAAGGGCAAGGGCAAGGGCAAGGGAACGGCUGCUGGCGCUGCUAGUGCCAGUGCUGCUGCCGCGGGGGCCGCUGCUACUGCCGGCACUGGUGCCGGCACUGGUACCGGCGCGGCUGGCGCGGCUGGCACGGCUGCGGGUGCUGGCGCCGGUGCUAACGCCGGCACGGGCACUGGGACGGGCACUGGGACGGGUGCGGGCGCCGGGACUGGUACUGGUACCGGUGCGGCUGCUGGGUCGGGUGCGGGCGCCGGGACUGGUACUGGCACUGGCCAACAACGAGAGGAGGAUAUUUCGAACUGGGGGCAUGUUGUCGGCAUCUUUGCCCCUGGCGUCGGGAUUGUGAGUCCGUACAACUCGAGUGACCACGCAAAUGCGCGGUUGAGCGGCACCAGCAUGGCUGCGCCCCAUGUUGCCGGCUUGGCUGCUUACUUCAUUGCGCGCGAGGGCCUCUCGGGGAGUGCGGCCGUGUCGAAGCGGAUACUGGAUGCCGCUGCCCACGGAGCCGUGGAGAGGAAAGGGGGUGCAGAUCGGAUUGUGUACAACGCGGGCGGAUUCUAA